UUCUGUUGAUGUCCCGUAAGCGAUCGUUAGCUCUAUGCAAAUUAGCUCUUUGCUGCGCCGUGUUUUCUUUCCCGUGUUUGAUUUGUCCCCCGUCUUAUCCCUUGUGCCCGCAGUGUUUUGCUUCCGGCGCCUUGGAUCCGAGCUUGUGCGUCUGGCUUCCUUGUACUCCCCCCUGGAUCUCGACUGCCUCCCUCAGUCCUCCACCCACGCUUGUCUCACGGACCUCCUGAUCUUCUCUCUCAACACUUCACGACAUCAGUGGAGAGCUGGAGCGAAGCUUCACGAUGGAGCAGAAGGAGCCACACAUAAAAAAGGAAGAGGAGGAAUCGCAGCAUUCCCACUUCACUGGGGAUGCGGAGGAAUCACCGCCCCCCCGCAUCAAAGAGGAAGAAGAAGAACACAGCGUCAGUCAGGAGUUCUCAGUGAUCCGUGUCGUCGUGAAGAGUGAAGAAGAGGAGGUGAAGGGUGAAAGUGAGGAGCAGAGAGAGGCGGAGAGACCAAGCAGCAGCUCAACACAACACAUGACAAGAGAAGGUGAUGGUGGAGCAUCACAUGCAGACUUAGCUCCACUAUCAGAUAGUGAGCACACAACAUCUUCUGACACUGACGACGAAGACUCCAAAGCUGGUACGACGUGUCAGACCGACAACACACACUUGAAAUGCUCUUUCUGCGACAAAACCUUCACCAAGAAGAGAAGUCUGAAAAGUCACCAGAAGAAUCACACCGAGGAGAAACGCUUCAUGUGUUCAGAUUGUGGCAAAACCUUCUCUCUCAAAUCACAUUUGAUGAGACACAGCAGAAUACACACAGGAGAAAAACCCUUUUCCUGUUCAAUAUGCGGCAAAGACUUCACCCUGAAAGGAAGUCUGACCAUACACACGAGGAGGCACACCGGGGAGAAACCUUUCGAGUGCUCAAUUUGCGGCAAACGAUUUUCUUGCAACGUAAACUGCACGUCGCACACGCGAACCCACACGGGAGAGAAACAGUUUUCCUGUUCGGUUUGUGGCAAAAGUUUUGCACGACGGGGCGAUUUGAAAAUACACACCAGAAUACACACCGGAGAGGAACCCUUUUCCUGUUCAAUAUGCGGCGUAGGUUUCGUGCGCAGUCAGUGUUUGAAAAGACACAUGCGGAAACACACCGGGGAAAAACCUUUCACCUGCUCGGCGUGCGGCGCCAGUUUUGCACGGCGGGACGACAUGAUAAUGCACACCCGGCGGCACACGGGAGAAAAACCCUUUUCCUGCUCCAGCUGCGACAAAAGCUUCUGCAACAAGACCAACCUGGCGAGACACACCAGGACGCACACCGGCGAGAAAGUGUUCCGGUGCAGCGUGUGCGCGCAAAGUUUCUCCUACAAAUAUCAGCUGGACAAACACUCGUGUGCGGCAGCACCAAAUGAAACAAACUCUCAAGACGGAACAUUUUGACAACUUCACCACAUUCACUUCAUUGUUGUGUAGCAUAUUUUGAUCAGUCAGUUAUUUAUUGUUAA
Messenger RNA from Nerophis lumbriciformis (worm pipefish), 1501 nucleotides. The record is from RefSeq and is a predicted model, not a curated record. Lineage: Eukaryota; Metazoa; Chordata; Actinopteri; Syngnathiformes; Syngnathidae.